This is a messenger RNA of Boleophthalmus pectinirostris (great blue-spotted mudskipper), 3100 nucleotides long. RefSeq names its product sushi domain containing 5 (gene susd5). The coding region runs from base 30 to 2246 and encodes 738 amino acids. The transcript is spliced from 5 exons. Gene Ontology annotation, molecular function: hyaluronic acid binding. Gene Ontology annotation, biological process: cell adhesion; Notch signaling pathway. The record is from RefSeq and is a predicted model, not a curated record. NCBI's taxonomy places the organism in Eukaryota, Metazoa, Chordata, Actinopteri, Gobiiformes, Gobiidae.
GUACAUUUUGUUAACUACUGAGAGCAAAGAUGCUUUGUAGCCAAAACGUGUUUUUAUGGCUCUUUGGAUUCAUCACUUGCCUUCAGUUGGCUCCACUUGUAAUUGCAGACGGUCGUGUGUUUGUUCUGGAGCUGAGGAACUCCUCUGGCCUGCUGGGACACAGAGACGCUGAGCGAGCCUGUGCCUCACAACGUGCUCGUCUCGCCUCAGCAGCAGAGCUCCACCAGGCUGUGGCUGACUGCUUUUUCUCAACAUGCACCCGUGGGUGGCUGUAUGGGGGCACAGUGGGGACUACAGUGUGUAGUGUUGAGGGCAGUGCACUGAAAGCUGUGGAUGUUAAAACAGAAAACGUCACAGAAGACAUCACUAACAUAGAUGCCUUUUGUAUCAAAGACAAAGGUAAACCAUGUGGUGAUCCACCCUCCUUUCCUCAUGCCCACCUCCAGGGCCACACAGGAUUUGAGCUGGGAGAUGAGCUGCUGUACUCCUGCAUGCCUGGUUACGUGAUGACCAGUGGAAAUAGUGCCUUCAGUCUACUUUGUGACAGCUGUGGGGAGUGGUAUGGUCUUGUUCAGCUUUGUGUAAAAGAUGACACCGAGAGCCACGUUGACUAUGAAGACCAGUUUACAGAUUCCUACAAACAGCCCAAGAGUCCAGAGGAGGCUCAAGGCCAGAUGUAUCAAGAGUUGCAGGAUGCAAUAUUUCAUAAUGACAAGGGUUUUGAGGAGCACACAGAGAUUGCCUUUAAUGUUGAUGAAGCUGAACACCAACAUGAACAAGCAGCACUAGAUGAACCUGGGGUGUCCAUUGAUCUGAGUAAGAAACUGCAUGAUGCUCCUUUAGGGGAGGAACAGGCUGAAGAAGGCGGUGUUGGAGAUUUUAUUGUGAAUCAAAGCUGGGGCCAGGAGAAGACAGAAGUGGUCCGGACUGAGGAUAGACCAGCUACACACUCCCCUGUGUCACUGCUCUCCCAAAAACACAUGUUCUGGUUUCCGUCUGAAGCCUUUCACGAUGGACAUCCAAUCUCCACAAACUCUGCCACUCAGAGCUCAACAGCCGUCCAAUCAAAUGAGAGCAAAGAGCAGGAAAGCAAAGAACUGGGCCAGCAGCAAACUGUGAACUUUGAAGGUCAGGUAGAGACAUUAGAAAAUCAUAAUGACAGCCGAAGUCAUGAGCAGGAUACCUUAGACAGCCACCAGGAGAAAGACGAUCAUGUGACUAUCUACAUUCCCACUCAACACAAUGUGGACAUUUCCAGACAUGAUCGCUAUGAUGACCCUGACCACCACGAUGAUCACUAUGACAUGGGAGAGCAUGAAGACGACCAUAUUCGCGUCCGCUUUGACAGCCGGGAAUAUGAUGGACCAGAGCAGACAUAUGAUGAACAUGAAAGUUAUGAGGACCACAAAGAGGAACAAACAGAUGUCUCCCAGGAGCAAGUGGACCAUGACAAGCAUGAUGAUACAGAGGAGCCAUAUGACCCAGAGGAUAAUGACAGCUACGAGGACAAUAGUCGGCAACAUGUGGUUCUUACGGUAGAUGGUGGAAAACAGAAUGUAUCUCAGAAGGCAACAGGAGCUAAAGCAACCACAGAUGACACAUGGUUAGAUGGGUAUCCAAUUGUGCAAAAAGAGGUGGGGCAAGACAUCUCCACAACAGGAAAAGAGCAGGAAGUUAAGGUGACAGAGAACCCAAAUGAAAUUGAUGCUUUUCUCAAUACAAGUUUUCCAAAUAUAGAGAUAGGGUUAAAUGAGCUGGGAAAAGAGGAUACGACUCCUCCUGCCCACCCAGAUCCAUCAGACGAUCAUUCACUUUCGGACACUGUUGACUACGACACGCAACAGGCAGCACCCACAAACUUCUGGCAUGGUGACCUCACAGAGCACCCUUACCUAGAUCAGGGCCCUGUGCCACCUUUGAACGACUUGGGUGGGCAUGAAGGUGUAGAGGAGCACACCAUCGAUAACCUCCCGGGGCAAACUGGCGAGAGGGAUGAGGUGGAGGGGGAGAAAGGGGAAGCAGUUUGUGCGGACGAGAACUGUCCGCCCAGACCGCCGAGUUCAUCGCGCAGAGGUCCGACAGUGGCAGCCAUUAUUAUAGCAGUGUGUGUUGUAGCUGCAGCGGUGAUCAUGGGAGUGUGGUGUUACCGACGGCAACUGCAGAAAAGCUCUGUGUAUGAAAUGAACGGUAAAGGCCAAAGUCAGAAGAGACAAGGGCAACAGAUAGAGAUGCAGCAGAAAGUCUAAGCACACGGAGGAGACAUGGACUCAUUUUAAAUGGUUAGGAAUAUUCAAAGACACUACUGACACUAGUCCUUAUUUAAAUAUUGUGGGUCCAAAUAAAUUAACAAAAAAACAGACUGAUAUUGUAUGAAAAAUAUACAGUCACAUUAAAAGAAUCCUUCUUUCUCACUGAAGUUAAAGAUCACACCAUUACAGCAGCGCUCUUCUGAAUGAUCAAGAAAAUGAAUGUCUUCAAAUCCAAGGUUAACAGUUAGAAUACUGUACAUGUAUACAUUUGUGCUUUUUGUGUUCUUACUGCUUUUUAAUUUGUUGUUUUGCUGUCUAAUUCUUCAGUUCAGAUGAAAAAAAAAACAGUAUGGGAUCAUUUUUUAUAGAUGUUAAAGGGCAAUGUAUUUGUAUAGUCCCUGUGGGGAAUUCUGACCCAUCUUUAAAUGCCACAGGGGCACUUUGUCAGGCGCACUGGGUGACCGCUGUGCAGUGCCCAAAGACACAUCUCUAGUCUAAGGUUAGUCAGGACUACUUAGCUGGAGGUCUAACCUGUCGAAUGUUUGGGUGCAUUAACCUCUAGGGAAGUCUCAAGGAAGUGUCUUGAAAAGAGACGAAGAGGGCCUCUACUGCCCAGGCUUUUGUUUUUUGGCCUGGUGCAUCUAUUUAUAAGAGAGUGUUUGCAUGUUUCAGGUCAACGCAGUGAGAGUCCAAUGUCAGUUCUGAGAUAAUUGGUACGGCAAUUAGCCCCAAAACUGCAGAUUCACCACAGGGAAGGCAGUAACAAAUGUCAAAUAUGUUUAUAUAAAAAGAACAGAUGAAAUGACAAAGAUGAACCCCAUACAAGUUUGAAAUGCCAAGACAGAUAUGAA